UAAAUUUCUGAAAAGAACUAGGCUGCAUUAGAGAUAAAGCUCCAGCCUUCUCACAUACAGUCUGCUUGGCAUCAAGGAGGCAAUCACCACACAGCAAGAUGUGUAAGGGUCUAGCAGCGUUGCCCCACACAUGUCUGGAGAGAGCCAAGGAGAUCAGGACGAAGUUGGGCACGCUUCUCCAGAAGCCUGAAUCAUCUAUUGACCUGAUCAUCCCUUAUCCAGAGAAGCCAGAGAAACCAGCAAAGGCCCAGAAACCUACUGCAGAGGAGGCUUGGCAGUGGCGCAACUCUCUGGAGAAACUCCUUCAAAAUCCUUAUGGGCUUGCCAGCUUCUGGAGCUUCCUCCAGUCUGAAUUCAGUGAGGAGAAUAUUGAAUUCUGGAUUGCUUGUGAAGACUAUAAGAAAAUAAAAAUGCCUACUAAAAUGGCUGAAAAGGCCCAAAAAAUCUAUGAGGAAUUUAUCCAGAGUGAGGCUCCUAAAGAGGUGAACAUUGACCAUUUUACCAAGUCUGUGACCAUGAAGAACCUGGUGGAGCCAUCCGUGAGCACUUUUGACUUGGCCCAGAAGAGAAUCUUUAUGCUAAUGGAAAAGGAUUCUCUGCCCAGAUUUGUGCGUUCCAGCAUAUAUCAGGACUUAGUCAAGUAGCUAUGUGGCAGAGCUGUGCAAGGCACUGAUGCUCCCACCGUCAAGCAGGGCCAUUGCUUACUCCAAUUACUACUAACUAAUUUGUAUUAUUUAUCUUCGUAGCUGCUUUACAUUAUGUGUAUUACAAGCUUCUAAAAUUCAAAGGCUGUGUUGUUAAACAUCUUCUUGAUACUGUUUUGGUCUCUCUGUUGUUACUUCCAGAUGUUUCCAUUUAUCCCAUUGCUGACUCUGCUGUCCCUUCCUUCCCAAUCAUUUAAAAAGAGGGUCCAGAUCUCUCACUUAAAUACAUUGUCUACCUAAAGGACCCCCCGAUUGUUUCUAAAUCCUUCUAUCCAUCUUUUACUUGAGCCUUCCAGUUUUAAGAAAAUUGUUGUUUGAACCAUGUCUCUUAAGAAAACAUUUUGAAUUGGGAAACUGUUUCUCUCCCCCCCCCCAUUAUUAGGAAAUAAAUGCAAUACUUGACAGAACAGCCUUCCCCAACCUAGUGCUGCCGUUUAUUGGUUAGAUUGCAACUUCAUCAUCCACAACUAGCAAGUGAGUAGUUGUGUUAGCUGUGGAUGAUUAGCUUUGUAAUCCAACACAUUGGAGGUGCCAGGUCAGGGAUGGCUCACACAGACUGGGCACAAGUAGUUUUGAAUCCCUGCAACUUGUACUCAGUUGCAAGUUAAGUAACAACUGCUUCAUAGAUUUAUAGACUGAUAAAGAUAAAGAAGGGUCUGUUAAAAAUGCAACGUGUCCUAUUGAAGAAAGGGUCAAUCCUGCAUAUGCCAUCUUAGUCUCUCUAUAAGCCACGUGGCCAUAGGUCAAGACAGCACUGGUCAGUACAAGAAAGGAUAAGGAUGUACCUAGAAAACAAUAUGCCUUCUUGUGUCUUUAUAACUAAUUCAUUCAGCGAGUCCCCAUGGUACAAUGAUGUAGUUUACACCAGCAGUUUAAUCAGAUGAAUAUGUUGUUUGAAGGCAUUAUUGCCAGAUGAGGUUGAUAUAUUUCAUGCCACAGGGAACCAGCUAAAAAUGGUGAGCACCAGCACGUGCCACAUAGAAUAGUAUUCAAAUAACAUACUCACCAUGUGAAACUAAUGCCAUAAAAUCCACCUUGUACUAGUUAGAUAUAUUCACAUGAGAAUAUCUGGACCUGGCAGUUUACAACAGGUUUGUAUCUCAACAAUCUAAAUUUCAUGUUGAUGAGGUUAUUCUGACUGUCACUUUAAAUUAGGCCAUUCAGUGGAUCAGAACCAAGUAGUUGACAUAUGA
Pogona vitticeps (central bearded dragon) is the source of this 1897-nucleotide messenger RNA. Its product is annotated as regulator of G-protein signaling 5. The record is from RefSeq and is a predicted model, not a curated record. NCBI's taxonomy places the organism in Eukaryota, Metazoa, Chordata, Lepidosauria, Squamata, Agamidae.